This is a messenger RNA of Aspergillus melleus, 1568 nucleotides long. RefSeq names its product SDR family oxidoreductase. Gene Ontology annotation, cellular component: intracellular anatomical structure. Lineage: Eukaryota; Fungi; Ascomycota; Eurotiomycetes; Eurotiales; Aspergillaceae. The transcript has 4 exons. Gene Ontology annotation, molecular function: oxidoreductase activity, acting on NAD(P)H, oxygen as acceptor. Bases 171 to 932 code for a protein of 253 amino acids. The record is from RefSeq and is a predicted model, not a curated record.
CCGGAGUUUCACCAAGGGUCCCCGGUGUGCAUGGGGGCGCCGCCGUUUUCCCGGCUAGCGGUGCUUAUAUUCGGAAUCGUCAACUAUAUUAACCGCAAUUCCUUCCCACCCAGUUCCAUGCUUCCCAAUUCACAUCCUCUUCCACCACGGCCCAAACCAGUCAAUUCAAUAUGUCGCCCAAGACUUUCAUCGUCACCGGUGCCUCGCGAGGCAUCGGUCUCGCCGUCUCCAAGUUCCUGCUCAACGCGCCGCAAUCCCACAACGUGGUCGUGAUCGCUCGCAGCCUCGAACCCCUCCAGAAGCUGAAAGACGAGUACACGAAGCAAGUCGAAGUGCUGAACGGCGAUCUUGCCGAUUUCUCGCUCGGUCAGAAAGCCGUCGAUCUGGCGCUCAAGUCGUUCGGCCGUCUGGAUGGCAUGGUCCUCAACCACGGCGUGCUCGGACAGGUGGGCAAGAUUGCUGAGGCGGAUCCCCAGCAAUGGAAGGAGGGAUUUGAUGUCAAUUUCAUCAGUUUGGUGGCUUUUGUGAAAGCUGGCCUUCCUGCGCUUCGUGAGGCCAAGGGCAGAAUCGUCUUCACUUCGUCCGGCGCUUCCGUUACGGGCUACCCGGGAUGGGGUCUGUAUGGCGCGACCAAGGCGGCCAUGAACCAUCUCUGCCUAACUCUUGCCGGAGAGGAGGCCGAUGUGACGUCCAUUUCGAUCCAGCCGGGCCUGGUCAACACCGAAAUGCAGCGAGAGAUUCGCGAAGACCACGCCACCACUCUGCCGUCGCACUUCCACGCGAAAUUCACUACGGCCCACAAGGAAGGACAAUUGCUGCGACCCGAGCAACCCGGACAUGUCAUGGCCAAGUUGGUCAUUGAUGCACCCAACUCGUUGAGCGGCAAGUACCUCCGAUGGAGCGAUGAAUCCCUUGCAGCCUUCCAAGAAUAGAUUACUAGAGAAGAUAUCUGUACAUGACAGUUAGUAUAUACCGCAAUAAACAUUUUCACGACAUAUAAGCAGCAUGAUUGGGUAAUAAUCAGCCGAAAGAUGAAAAGCAAUACAUUUUAGAAGCAUUAGGUGCAGAGCACCUUCAUACUUAGCAUGGAAUGUGUAGGGUGUUCAUCAUAUUACGAAAGGAAAAAACAGUGUCCAAGUAUUCUCCGUACCUUUUGAUUCUUCAUUUAUUAUUGCAACUGAAAUCGCUACCUCCCACCAAUCGACAUGCAUUCGACUUUUCUCAAGCAAAAAGACAUAUGGAUGAAAGGAGAUAUGGCUUGUGAUUCCUAAAAUUCUUGGAGCAAGUCAGUAAAGAUCAUCACAAUGACUUGGCAGUAAACAAAUGAAUGUAAGGAUUUUAUCAGUGAGUCCGUUUGGCUAGGACAGUGUAGGUCACCACAGAAGGUCUGAUAGGGGCGACAAGCAAUGUUCAUCAUGGUAAAAAAAAUCAAGAACUGGGCAGAUGUGAGGAACGUACCAUUACUACAGUUAGUGAUCACAUUGGCUGUGUGUGAAAAUUUCCUCGAAUCCUCAACAUGAAAGGAUUCCAGCCAGAUUUCGGCUGUUUUUGUUGUGGGAAAAGUAAUU